Molecule: messenger RNA, 3934 nt
Organism: Ictalurus punctatus (channel catfish)
Lineage: Eukaryota; Metazoa; Chordata; Actinopteri; Siluriformes; Ictaluridae
Product: integrin alpha-X
Exons: 30
Coding region: 210-3713 (1167 amino acids)
Biological process (GO): cell-matrix adhesion; cell adhesion mediated by integrin; integrin-mediated signaling pathway
Cellular component (GO): external side of plasma membrane; integrin complex
Molecular function (GO): integrin binding
Source: RefSeq, a predicted model, not a curated record
GCCCACAUACUCAUUUCUCUCUCUCUCUCUCUCUCUCUCUCUCUCUCUCUCUCUCGCUCUCUGUUGCUACACUUUCAUACAGCCUCACAUAUUCGACCGCAUGUUUGUUUGAAGAGUUUCAGCCAUUUGUGGAUCAUUUUAAUCUUCAUUUAUUUUUAAAUCUGUAUGUAAUGCUUGGAUUUUCUCACAAUUCUGUUUUUCAAUAAGUGAUGGAGAAAUUAAGACUGUUAAACAAUCGUCAUGUCAAUUUGUGGCAUGUUUACAAUGCGCUGCUCCUGAUUGUUCCAUCUGUUGUUGGUUUUAACCUCAACACUGAACAACCCAGAAUUUUUAAAGCUCUAAGUGACCCUUCAGCAUUUGGUUACCGUGUUUGUCACUUUGGAUCUGGCAGUGUGUUAGUAACAGAUCCUCUCUAUAACAAUGGCACAGGUAGUGUGUACAGGUGUGUGUAUCAAGAAGGGCAGUGUGUUAAGCUCCCUAUUGAAGUCCAGUCAGAUGGAGCAUUUGGACUUUCCCUUGCUUGUACUGAACAUCGUGCCAUGGUGUGUAGUCCUCGUGUGCAGCAGGAGUGUGAAGGGUUUCAUUAUUUGCAUGGUGUGUGUGUGGAGCUCAAUGUCUCUCUCGCACACACUCACUCACACAAACCUGUUUUCCAAGAAUGUCAUGCGAUUCCUCCACUUGAUGCAGUGAUUCUGUUUGAUGACUCUCAGAGUAUUGCAGCUGAAGAUUUCACAAAAAUGAUCAGUUUCAUCAAAGACGUCAUCAGCUCAUUCAUACCCAACCCAAGAGCACAGGUGGCUGUAGCAAAGUUCUCCACUCGAGUCUCUGCAGUGUUUCAGUUUGAGAAUUUUGCUGCAGAUCGAAACGCAGAUAGUCUGAUGAAAGGAAUCACACACAGUAAAGGGAACACACACACACCUUCAGCCAUACGCUUUGUACUAGAUGAAAUGUUCCAGGAGAGAGUAGGAAUGAGAAGCAACUCUCAGAAGCUGCUGGUUGUGAUCACUGAUGGAAAAUCAAAUGAUGAAAAGGACAACUUCAACUCUGUGAUCUCGCUGGCCGAUAUGAAAGGAGUCACCCGAUUCGCCAUUGGGGUGGGUAAGGAGUACUCUCGAGAGGAAUUGGAACAGAUUGCUACGGAACCUCGUUAUGUGUUUGAGACACCAAGUUUCAGUUCUCUUACCUCUAUUGUCUCCCAGCUCACUGAGAGGAUCUUCAGCAUUGAAGGUACAAACGUGGGGAAUUCUAUCCAGCUUGAACUCUCUCAGGGAGGAUUCAGUGUUGCACUUUCUGAGGAGGUGAGUGUGUUUGGCGCAGUGGGAGCAUUCUCCUGGUCAGGUGGUUUGGAGGAAAAAAUUCCAGAACUGAACGCUUCAUUCAUCAACGCAUCAACUAUGGAAGACAUGAACAACUCGUACCUGGGUUAUUCUGUUGCUAUGGCAACGGUCUUGGGGGGUCAUGUUUACUUUGCUGGUGCUCCAAGACACAAACACAUAGGGGCCGUGUUUGGAUUUACACGGGACGCACACAAGCACUGGAGUGUCACAUACGCUGCCCACGGGACUCAGCUGGGGUCGUAUUUCGGGGCGGAGCUGUGUGUGUUGUAUGGUGAUGACAUUGUGUUGUUAGCAGUUGGGGCUCCAAUGUUUUACGCUGCUGGAGUUGGAGGAGAAGUUCAGCUCUGCUCUGUGGAGACAGGAGCACUGAACUGUUCGGAAGUGUUGAGGGGAUCAGCGGGGAAUGUGGACGGUCGAUUUGGCUCUGCCCUCGCAGUUCUACAGGACCUGAAUGAAGACAAUGUGAUGGAGCUAGCAGUAGGAGCGCCACAUGAAGAGCAGGGCAAGGGAGCCAUUUACAUCUUCACUAGUCACAGAAGGGGCCUCAGAACCAAACACACACAGAGGGUGGGCGGUGCAGCAGUAGGGUAUCUUCUGCAGUAUUUUGGUUUGUCUCUUCACUCUGUGGGAGAUUUGAGCUCAGAUGGACUUCCUGAUCUGGUGGUUGGAUCCAGAGGAGCUGCUACAGUGCUCAGGACACAGCCAGUUAUAUGUGUAGCUGUGUCAAUCACAAUGGAUCCACCAAUCAUAGCCCAGAACUUCUUUCAUUGCUCCGCCCCUCACGGCCUCAACACCCCUAUUGCCAAAGCAACUGUGUGUCUUAAGCUAAGAGAGGUUUUCACAGGAACCAUACAUGGUCCUUUCCAUGCCACUGUAUCUGUCUUUCUGGAGUUAGAUUCUGGCUCCACUUCUCCUCGUCUUUUCUUUUACCCAGUGUCCAGCAUUUCAUACUGGAAUACGACUCUUAGUAACACUUCGGUGUGUCACACAUUCCCCAUCACCAUCCAGAGCUGUAUAUCAGACUACCAGGAUGUUCCUCUCUCAGGGAGACUCACAGUUAGAGGACAGACAGUGGGACACACACAAGGCCUGAGACCUGUCCUGCACCCUGACUGUCCAAACACACACACCAUCACACACACGGUGUUACUGGAGAAGGUGUGUGGUGAAGAUCAUGUGUGCGUGUCGAACCUCAAUGUGUCUCUCCAAGUCAGCAGUGACAUGGUGGUUAAUAUACAGGGUUUCAGAGUGAAUGUGUCUGUGGUGGUGGUUAAUGAAGGAGAAGACGCCUCAGGCACAGAGCUGUUCUUCCUACAUCCCUUGGUCCUGUCGUUCACUCGCAUCAGUCCGGUGGAGUCCAUUGGCUACAUAGAGUGUUCCUCCCAUGAAACAGCUGUGAUGAACCUCACACAAACAACAUGCAGACUCGGAUCCACUAUCUUCAGACAGAGAGCCAAGGUGGUUUUCAUUAUGUCGUUCCAGUUGUCUGAGCCAGUUUCUCUCGGGGACCGAGUUGAUGUGAAUGUGACAGUUAAAAGUAAGAAUGAGAAUCCAGGAACUCUGCAUGACAACAGCGCGAGUGUGUCGAUGCCUGUUAAGCAAGUUGUCCACUUCCUUUUGAGAGAUGGUGGCUCCACACAAUAUAUCCAUUACAAUAACUCUGCUUUAAUCCAGCACAUAUAUGAGUUGGCCAAUGCAGGUGUUCUCUCCACUUCAGUCAGUGUGACUUUUGUGUUGCCAUUGGAGACAAACUCUGGUUUAUUAUGGGAUGUUUCUCCUCCUGGAAUUAAUGUCACUGGAGUAAAGUGUGACAAACCGAUGUUGCUGAAAAAAGUUAACACAUCAUACAACAGUCAGAACUGCCGAGGCUCCAGCUGUCAUCUGAUUAGCUGCUCUGUUAGCCUAUUAACCAGUGACCGGCCAGUCACAUUUACCUUUUCAGGAAAAAUUAACACACAGACAAAGGUGGACAAUGUUCAGGUGGAGAGUUGGGGUUUGGUCUCAUUUGAUCAGAAUCGAUACACACAGUACCUUAAUGAGGAAGAUUUACUGCGCUCAAUUAUAACCGUGGUAGAAUCUCCCGCUCAGGCUCAGACCACACUGAUUGCCUCUCUGUCUGUGUUGUUUGGUGUUUUAGUGAUGAUUGUCCUGUUCAUGGUGCUGUAUAAGGUUGGGUUCUUUAAAUCUAAAUCUUUUGAAACUGCUGCUCAGGAGGCUGAUGGACCCACAGCGACCUCUACAGAGCAGAAUGACUCCAACACAGCAGCUGAAAACACGGACGGAAAAACAGCAUCCAACAACACACACACGGACAAUCCCAACAAAUCCAAUAACUGUAACACUGCUCAUGUAGUUGAGGAAACAUCAGUUCUGUAGAGUGAAGGAGGGAAGGAGCUUAUCUUGCCUGUAAUAGGUGUGGUGAGAUCACAUCAUUUAAACCAAUGAAUUGUAAACAAAAUCCAACACGGAGGAGGGGAAAAGCAGAAGUAUGUGUGUGUGUGUGCGUAUUUGUGCAUGUGCGCGUGUGUGCGUAUGUGUGCGUAUGUGUGUGUAAACAUUACUUCCAUACAAUGAAAUUAAAUUUCCUAUACUCCAAA